GGGUGGCGGGUGUUCCUUCGAUUGGCCCGCAGGCCACCCGGACUCAAUAGCAGGGUCACUACAGCGCUGUCCCGGGCAGACGGGGAGCACAGCAGCCUGCGGGGCCCCGGCUCCCACGUAAUCCGCUGUGUGAUCGCGCAGGCUACUGCCUCACAUCUCCCCCCGCCAGCAGCCCCACAUGCAGCGGUCCGCACCGCCCACAGCAGGCAGCCAUCUUGUCCGGAGCGGGGACCGGACCGGCUCUACCGGGAGCACCGGACGGAGAGCUGCGGGAGGCUGUGCCGGCAUUGGGAGCGCGGUGCCGGGUUGUCUCUAUCCUCGCUGUGUCGGGGCGUUGCAUGGCUCACUGUGACAGCCGGCAGGGGAGAGGCACCGGCGCUCAGACAGGCGGGGAGCGGGAGUGAGAGCCGCAGAGCGUCAGAAGGAGAGCCGCCUACCGGGCUCACAUCACCGCCGCGGCACCGGGGGGACGAUUGAUCCGGCUGGACCGGACCUUGGUCGGAAGACUGGGGACAUGAGCGCCUGGUAGCUGGGGCCAAUGCCCCGGGAGGCGGGAUCCCGGUAACUGACCUGUGCCCAGAGCGCUCCCGAGAGACGGCGGGCACCAUGGCCUCCAACUGCAGCAGCAGCAGCGCCGCCGCCGGCACCGCCAGCAAGACCAAGACCAAGAAGAAGCAUUUUGUGUGCCAGAAAGUGAAGCUGUUCCGCGCCAGCGAGCCCCUGCUGAGCGUGCUUAUGUGGGGGGUCAACCACACGAUCAAUGAACUGAGUAAUGUCCCUGUUCCAGUCAUGCUGAUGCCAGAUGACUUUAAAGCCUACAGCAAGAUCAAAGUGGAUAACCACCUUUUCAACAAGGAGAAUCUGCCAAGUCGCUUCAAGUUUAAGGAGUAUUGUCCCAUGGUAUUCCGAAAUCUGCGAGAGAGGUUUGGGAUCGAUGACCAAGAUUACCAGAACUCUUUGACCCGCAGUGCACCUGUGAAUAGUGAGAACCAGGGGCGGUUUGGGUCACGAUUUCUCACUACUUUUGACCGUCGGUUUGUCAUUAAGACCAUAUCUAGUGAGGAUGUGGCUGAGAUGCACAAUAUACUGAAGAAAUACCACCAGUUUAUAGUAGAGUGUCACGGUAACACGCUACUUCCUCAGUUCCUUGGUAUGUAUCGACUCACAGUAGAUGGUGUAGAGACCUACAUGGUUGUCACCAGGAAUGUGUUCAGCCACCGACUUGGAGUUCACCGCAAAUAUGACUUAAAGGGUUCCACUGUAUCUAGAGAAGCCAGCGACAAAGAAAAGGCCAAGGAUUUGCCUACCUUUAAAGAUAAUGAUUUCUUGAAUGAAGGCCAGAAGUUACGUGUUGGCGAAGAGAACAAGAAAAUUUUCCUGGAGAAGUUGAAAAGAGAUGUGGAGUUCCUAUCUGUGCUGAAGAUAAUGGAUUAUAGCCUUCUAGUGGGACUACAUGAUGUGGAUCGGGCAGAGCAGGAGGAAAUGGAAGUUGAGGAACGGGCAGAGGAAGAGGAGUGUGAAGAUGGUUCUGGGAAUCCCAUUUGCUCAUAUGGCACUCCCCCAGAUAGCCCUGGUAAUCUACUUAACUUCCCUCGAUUCUUUGGGCCAGGAGAGUUUGACCCGUCCGUGGAUGUUUAUGCAAUGAAGAGCCAUGACAGUGCCCCUAAGAAAGAAGUCUAUUUCAUGGCCAUCAUAGACAUUCUAACACCAUACGAUGCCAAGAAGAAAGCUGCGCAUGCCGCAAAAACAGUCAAACAUGGGGCUGGAGCAGAGAUCUCCACGGUGAACCCGGAACAGUAUUCCAAACGCUUCAUUGAGUUUAUGUCAAACAUCAUUGCAUAGCUCUCCUCCCUCCAUCCCUCUUUGCACUUUCCUCUUCCCUGUGCUCAGAGAGACUACCCUCACACUCCUGGUGUGUGUGUGCGCAAGCAACUGCAUGAGUGUGAGUGAGCUGGUCGGUGCUGCAUGCCCAUCUUAUUUGUAACCCUUCUAUUCUGCAAAGAGAUCAAGUGAUUCCCUUCCCCUUUUAAAUUUCUAAUAUUAAAUUUAAAGGUCAAAGAAACGAGGUUGAUAACACCACAGGUUUAGGUCACAAUGUGAGUGUCAAGUAGAGUCCCCAAUUUUACACUCCUUUUUUUUUUUUUAAAUCUUCAAUGUUUUGUAUUGUGCCCGUCCUAUGAAGGGUAUGCAUCCUUGCUGUUACAACACUCCCUUAAUGAUCUGUCACUGCUAUUGUCAGGAGUGUUAGAGGAAAUGCACUAAUUUGCCAUGAAGGUAAACAAUCCCAAUUUCAGGUGGUUUUCCAUCUUCUAGGCUUAUAUAGACCCUCCUGCAGUGUUCACUAAAUAUAACACUGCCCCUAGAAUUCUGCUUGCCGAUUGUGUUUUUCAGCAGUGUUUCUUUGCUACAGAUGCCAGUUUUAGCUACUGCUCUUUGCAUACAGCUGUGUUGAGUCAACUGGCUGCCGGACGGGAUCGCGGCAGUCAUUAUACCGACAGCAUCUGCAAUAACUGAACCGCCAGCUGGUUUCCCCACUUGGAUGGUGGUCCACGCCACCACCCGAGGUGGAAUAGAACCCUGUGGUGACUUGCCCUGAAGCGUGGGGAGACGCUGCGCUCGUCACGAUCCUGGUGUCUGUCUUCUGCCCACCAGGAUCUCAUACUGAUCCUGUAUUUAGAGAGCAGGACUGUGACCUAGGCAUCAACAACUAACUUUGCUUAGUUAAUAGAAAGUAAUUGCUGAAUGGCAGAGGGUUUCUAACACAAUAAUGGAAAUCAUUUAGUAAUAGUUGAAGGAAGGAAUGUGCAAACUAGUUCAUUAUUUAUUUCACCCUGGAAGCCACCAUUAGGUGGUAGAAGUAAUAACCUAAGCAGAAUGCAGCUUGGCCUUAGCAAAGUGGGUCCUUACAAACACUUGCUAUACUGCAGUAUUUUCAUGGGAUCACUUAUUUUCUCCUGUUUUGCCAAGAUGUCACUUGGCUGUUUUUAUCUAUUCACAGAAGAUGGUUGUCGGAUGAAAAAUGUGUCUAUAUUACAAAAAAAAAAAUUGCUUUUAAAAACUUAACAAAAAGGAGUAUUCUUGUUUGCUAAAUCAGCAGUUCAAAAUGUGUUCCUUUUUUAAGAGUAUUUGGUCCCAUAAUAUAUAAGUAAAGAGAUUGUAUUUUGCUGUAGUGAUAGCAAUUUAUUCUCUCCAUUCUGUGUUUGUUUUUAAAAGGUCAAGAGCUGAACCCCAUUCCUUUUUGUGAGGCUUCACUUGCCACAAGUCUAUAAUAAUAAAAGGAGAUAUUCAGGCACUAGAAAUAAGAAUUGCCUGUAACAAAACUAAACACCCCAGGGAUAAUUUAAUAAAGUGCACAGAUCAAUGCUGUGAUGUGACCAGAAGCUGUAGGUCAGGCUAGUGACAGCUGGUGUCAUGGGUUGUGGCAUAGUUCUACUUUCACUAUUUUAUUAAAUAAGCCCUAUUUUUCUUUCACCUUGCUUCGCCCUAAGAACAAGAUACAAUUCAAAAGUAUUAUUAGUCUUUGUGCUCUGCACUAUACAAACUAAAUGUCUGCAUCGGCAAGUAAUAUUGGCAGUUUAAAAGGCAACCGAUACAGUCUAUGCACUAUGGUCCAAUAAAUAAAUUGAGCAGCUUAGAAGUAGAGACUCCUGUUGUAGAACAUCAAAAGAACGGCGUUUUUUUUUUUUUUCUGUACAUCUGUCAUGCUAUAGCUUUACUAUAUAGCUUUGUGUACUAUGGGUUUAGCAAACAUAAAAAAGGUGUACCCUUCUGAGCCUGUGUUCAGCACAGCAUUAGAUCCAGCACGCUGUUCCCCCAGGCUGCACAGCAGGCAAGCUGGGAAUGUGAUUUCUACCCACUGUCUUCUGGUCAAGCUGCGCAAAAGUCACAGUCAGGCAAAUAGCCCUUAAUAAAUAACAGCUCGCCCUAUGUGCAGUCUGUAAGGUGCCUUCACAGGAGUGGGGGCUGGAAAUAUUUGGUUGCUUCCAGACAAACCUUGUUUUAUUUGGGUGUGGUAUGCAAGGUUAAUCACUAUUGGUCAACAGUAAGUAGGUCUACAUGAGUUUUUCCCCUUUUUUUUGUUGUUGUCGUUUUCUCCAUACAGUGACCGGGAACCCCAAUUAGUGCACGGUGUCCCCUCGCAUGGCUCUCUUCGCUCGCCAUGCUUCAGGCAAGGUGCCUUGCUCCGAGGCCGCUGCCCUCGGCCCAGGUUACCAUCCCCAAUUGUAGUCCACGUAGAUCGUAAAGUAUGAAAAAAAUGGAAAAAGUGAAACUCAUGGCGACCUAGAAACCAUGUCACUCUACUUACUGUUGACCUAAGUAUGGUCGACCUAGAGACUGAAUACUGUUUUAUUUACAUCCUAGUUCACAUGGCACUAAAAAUGGUGAAGUAAUAAAAUAGUAGUCUUAAGUAGAAACAUCACCUACACACUGGAGGCUACUCAGGACUCCACUGCAUUAGGCAAAAUGUAAAUGUCAGUAGCUCCAGAAGACAUUAAUGUGAAUUACUGUAAGACUGAGAUGUAUACAGUUAAAGACAAAAACCUAUUUGUUUGCACAUCCUAUGCACUAAAGUGUCUCUAAACCAGUCACUUUGCAUAUUUUAAUGUUCAUUUUAAUGUGUUAUGGUUUCAUUUGUGCAAUUUAAUAGUUAAGAGAUGGAAUUUAACUUUGAUCAGGUAUAAAUUGACGGGCAAGUCACACACAAUAAAAGCCCAGCAUGUCUUUCCAGCUGGUGUGGCUCCCUGUAGGCAAUGGCAAGCUCCAUAGACCCAGACUACAGAUAUGCCUGGUGUAUUCAAAUCAAGGCAGUGCUAAUUUACAAUUGGAUACACCUGUUUCCGGUAACCUGGGUUUGUUUUUGUUUUUUUAAUUGGACCUUAGUGCAUUGUGGACAGACAAUAUUACAUCAAAAGGCCCCCCCCCCCAUACAUUUCUCCAGCCACUGAUGUUGUGCGAUCUAUCAGGAAAUUCAUCAUUUUAAUAAUCCAAGAUUUGCCAAACCAACAGUUUUCAGUUGGGAUGGGGAAAAUUGACUUUUAAGCAUGUUUAAUACUCCCAAUUCCCUGGAGUCUAUCGGUAAUGUAUGGGGGCAUUUACUAUACCUGCAAUUGAUCACUUAAAUGUUGUCCUGUAAUGUACAAAAUACACUAUCCGACAUCAGUUACCUUAUCCCACAUUUCAUAAUAUUUAUACGACAGUUGCAGGUUACUUUUGGCUGCCAGUAUUGCAUUGCUGACCAGCCUGGCAGCUAUGGAGGUAAAUCUGCUCUUGCCAUAACUCCUCACUUGUUUAUCCUAUAAAAGCACCCAUCUCCCAGGUCUAGAACUGGUAUAUUAGAAGUGUUCUGUAAUCUGUUUACAUAUAAAAGGUAGCAUUCUGUUACAAAUGCUAAUUGUUUUGACAGUAUUGUUUUAUUAACGCAAUGCAAUUGGGGUUUUGUUUUGUUUUUUAUAUAUGAGAAAAAAGGGAUUUUUUUUUUUCUGUUCAACUUUCCUCCUAGCUGUAGGGCAUGGCCACGGGUGGCUCUCCAGUUGUUGAACUACACAUACCACCAUGUUCUAAAAUGCAUUUGGCUUAAGGAGGUUAAUGUCGUUCAACAACUAGGGAGUCACAGCUUGCCCGCCCCUGUUAAGUAAUCUUAUUCCUUGAAUAUAUGUAUUUAAAAAAUAUUAGUCAUGGUAUAUAUGGUUGUCUGACUUUUUUUUUUUUUUUUUCAUGCUAAUCUGUGGUUUGAAUGCUGGUGUUAAUUAUCCUCCCAAGCGUUAUCUUUAAAGAAAGGAGGAAAAAUUCUGUAUAGAGGAUUACAUUUGCUAAAAAUAAAGACUGGAGAUUAGUGGGAAUAUUUUCCUGCACCUGCACAGGCAGUACUGUCACAUUUUCAGGGGAGGUUUUAAUAUUCCCACAGACAGUGGGUUUUGCCAAAUUUUUUUCCUUCAUCCAAUGUAAAACUUGUCAAUAAAAGUGUGUGUUCUUGGU
This is a messenger RNA of Pseudophryne corroboree (corroboree frog), 5976 nucleotides long. RefSeq names its product phosphatidylinositol-5-phosphate 4-kinase type 2 beta (gene PIP4K2B). The transcript is spliced from 10 exons. Gene Ontology annotation, biological process: phosphatidylinositol phosphate biosynthetic process. Bases 607 to 1842 code for a protein of 411 amino acids. Gene Ontology annotation, cellular component: plasma membrane. Gene Ontology annotation, molecular function: 1-phosphatidylinositol-5-phosphate 4-kinase activity; 1-phosphatidylinositol-4-phosphate 5-kinase activity. The record is from RefSeq and is a predicted model, not a curated record. NCBI's taxonomy places the organism in Eukaryota, Metazoa, Chordata, Amphibia, Anura, Myobatrachidae.